AUGACGGUCGCCACGGGCGAUCCGUCCGACGAGGCGGCGGCGCACCCGGGACACCCGCUGGACUACGACCCGGAGGCGGACCACGAGUGCUGCGAGAGGGUGGUCAUCAACAUCUCCGGGCUGCGCUUCGAGACCCAACUAAAGACCCUCUCGCAGUUCCCUGAGACACUACUUGGAGACCCCAAAAAGAGGAUGCGCUACUUUGACCCACUGCGGAACGAGUACUUUUUCGAUAGGAACAGACCAAGCUUCGACGCCAUUUUGUACUACUACCAGUCAGGUGGGCGAUUGAGAAGACCGGUGAAUGUCACGCUGGACAUCUUUUCCGAGGAAAUCCGCUUCUACGAGCUAGGAGACGAGGCCAUCGAGAUUUUCCGCGAGGAUGAGGGCUUCAUCAAGGAGGAGGAGCGCCCUCUCCCCGACAACGAGUUUCAGAGACAAGUCUGGCUUCUCUUUGAGUACCCGGAGAGUUCGGGUCCGGCCCGGAUUAUCGCUAUCAUCUCCGUCAUGGUCAUCCUCAUCUCCAUCGUCAGUUUCUGCCUGGAGACCCUCCCCAUCUUCCGCAACGAGGAAGACGGCAUGCACAAGUCACACUCUGAGAUCUUUUCCCCAGAGACCAACACCACGGUCAUCAGGUACACCUCCACCUACUUCACCGACCCCUUCUUCAUACUGGAGACUCUCUGCAUCAUCUGGUUCUCCUUCGAGUUCCUAGUGCGCUUCUUCGCCUGCCCUAGCAAAGCGGGCUUUUUCGGUAACCUCAUGAACAUCAUCGACAUCGUGGCCAUCAUCCCGUAUUUCAUCACGCUCGGCACCGAGCUGGCAGACAGCCCUGACGACGGUCAAGCCGGACAGCAGGCCAUGUCUUUAGCCAUCCUCAGGGUGAUCCGACUGGUGCGAGUGUUCCGAAUUUUCAAGCUCUCGCGUCACUCCAAGGGGCUCCAGAUCCUGGGCCAGACCCUCAAGGCUAGCAUGAGAGAGCUAGGACUGCUCAUCUUCUUCCUCUUCAUCGGGGUCAUUCUCUUCUCUAGCGCCGUCUACUUCGCCGAAGCCGACGAACGACAGUCCCAGUUCGAGAGCAUACCUGACGCCUUCUGGUGGGCUGUGGUGUCCAUGACCACGGUGGGCUAUGGUGACAUGGUCCCGACUACCAUCGGAGGAAAAAUCGUGGGCUCCUUGUGCGCCAUUGCCGGCGUCUUGACCAUCGCCUUGCCGGUGCCCGUCAUCGUGUCCAACUUCAACUACUUCUACCACCGUGAGACGGAAGGAGAAGAGCAGGCGCAGUACCUCCAGGUCAACGCGCCCAAGAGCGAGUCGGGCGAGGAACUGAAGAAGAGUCGCAGCGGAUCCACCAUCAGCAAGUCGGACUACAUGGAGAUCCAGGAGGCGGUCAACAACAGCAACGAGGACUUCCGCCGGGAAAACCUCAAGACUGCCAACUGCACGCUGGCUAACACAAACUACGUCAACAUCACCAAGAUGCUCACAGACGUUUAG
Molecule: messenger RNA, 1497 nt
Organism: Nerophis lumbriciformis (worm pipefish)
Lineage: Eukaryota; Metazoa; Chordata; Actinopteri; Syngnathiformes; Syngnathidae
Source: RefSeq, a predicted model, not a curated record